AUGAAGGCAACGCUACGUCGCCGUGGCUCGGACUCGAGCGAGAGCAGCUUUACACGUGCGCGGGCUGGCUCUUCGGGUACACAUGAGUUUCGCAGAUCGAUGCGAGGCAGCAUGCGCCAACCACUGGCCACGUCUGAUGGCAUAUGCCCGUUGUCGCCUCCUACCGUCGGCACACGGCGCGACUCUAUCUCAUCGCUCCCAUCCGGGACCGGCUUUGGCGGAGGUCGGCUGCGCCAGUCCCUUCGGCGAGAGUCUGCAGAUCCACCUGCCAGAAGGCGCAUCCCUAAAUUUAAAAAAUCGACUUCGGGUAAAUCAAAGAAAGGAAAGAAUGACAGCCGGUUCGGCGACUCGAGUGACGAAGACGAGGGGCCCCUGCGUAUGAACUUGUUCAAGAGUCGUUUCGCCGACUCUAGCUCCGAGGAUGGCGAAUCGCACACCAAGUCAAAGGGCAAGAAUAUACCCAUAUCACUACGCGCGAAGCCAAAUGCUCGUGCUGCCUCAAGUGCUCUUGAUUUGCCAUUCGAUCACGACGGGCGUGAGUCCCCCAUACUUGAUGCCGCCAUUCUGAUGCAGCCCAAACGAACACAAGCUGCUACUGGCCAGCCUGGCUCUGGCCGGGGUGCUCUAGUGCCCUUACCGCAGACUGAUGACAGUGACAAGUCGUUCCGUCCCCAGCAUACCAGGCGAGGUAGCUUUAUCUCGCUACUGAGGCGUAAGAAGGAUUCUUCGAGCAAGAUAAAUCGCGACCUGUCGGAGAGUGCUGCUCGCCAAGACACGAAGCUUGAACGCAGCCCGGAAGAGCUGGAGGCGCUCCGCAGCGCGUCACUGCACAAGCGCGGCCCGAGCUGGCCACUCCCCGAGCCGGAGGCGACUGGUGCGGGGAGCGUCCAGCAAUCCCCGGAGCGUCCAUCUACGGCUGGAGGGGCUAUUGUCAGCACCAGCUCCAACAGGUCCAAAUUUAUGCGACGACGCAGCGCAUCGCACGGCAUGGUCCCGGCAGACACGGUGGACAUGGACGACGACUUGGUUACAGAUGCCGUGCCGCAGAAGAAGAAGAAGUUUGGCGCUCUGCGCAAGAUGUUUAGACUGCACGACUAG
Messenger RNA from Cordyceps fumosorosea ARSEF 2679, 1098 nucleotides. RefSeq lists its product as hypothetical. The coding region runs from base 1 to 1098 and encodes 365 amino acids. Lineage: Eukaryota; Fungi; Ascomycota; Sordariomycetes; Hypocreales; Cordycipitaceae. The transcript has a single exon. The record is from RefSeq and is a predicted model, not a curated record.